Molecule: messenger RNA, 2337 nt
Organism: Megachile rotundata (alfalfa leafcutting bee)
Lineage: Eukaryota; Metazoa; Arthropoda; Insecta; Hymenoptera; Megachilidae
Product: serine protease 1
Biological process (GO): proteolysis
Molecular function (GO): serine-type endopeptidase activity
Source: RefSeq, a predicted model, not a curated record
ACCAACGCUUCUCUUCCUUUGUUUAUUUACAAUUGUUCCUUUUUUGAAAAUUUUUUAAUCAAAUAGAAGAAGGAUAUUUCGUUUGUGAUUUGGCACGUGUAUUGGGAAUACAUUAGAAAAAUGCUCAGUAAACUGAAGGAAUGUUUACUUUGCAUUUCACGAGAAAUGCGAUACAUCUAUAAAUAAGAUCGCUGUAUCUUUAAAAGUAUUUUUAAUAAAUAUAUUUCUUCAACAAGGAGAUGAGAACUUGACAUUAACGAUAACGAAACCACGCAUUUUUAUGGUUCUAUCGCUGACGCAAAUAAUCUUUUUUCGUACACGGCACAUAACAAAGCGGUUAAGCAGAUAGCAGUAGAUGAUUAUCCUUGAACUUGAGCUGUAUAAAUGUCUGUUGAGGAAACGAAGAAUGCGGAGUUACAGUAAUGCCUAAGUUAUAGUAAUGGCAUAUCGACUUGCUAUUUUUACAAUAUUUAUAUUACUUAGCAUAACAUUCGCUCUGUCUAUGAAAAAUCCAGGAAACUCGAAAAAGAAGAAAAUUAAUCCACCAAAAUUAAGUGAUAACAUUGAUAACAAUCCAUUUCUUCAAAAGGACAACAUAACUGUACCAACAAAGUAUGAAGGGAAUCCUUUUUUAUCAAAUCUUUUAAAGCCACAGUCAUCAUCCCCUAAUAAGGGUAGUGAAAAAAAUAAACAUGGGAACAAUAAAUCAUCUGAAAAUGUUACAGCAUCUGAAACUAAUUAUAUUACUAUUGCUGUUCAUAUCAAUAAUCCUUUCUUACAAGGUGACUCUAUAAUAAAUAACACUAGUAAUAUAAUUCCCUUAAACAAUUCAGAUGUUAAUAUACUUGUACCAAGUAAGGUAUUAGUCAAUGAAACUACAACUGAAAUAAAUACAUAUAUAGAUACCAGAACAAAGUCAGAAAUCAAGUGUGAAGAAUAUGGAAGACAAUUUUGGGGUACAGCAGAAGUGUUGUCUUUAGUGGGUUCAAAUCCAGAAUCAAUCAAAGUACCCAAUAAGAAAUGUAUGAAUGCAAAUCGACUUGUUGUUGGAGGUGUUGAUGCUUCUCGUGGUGAAUUUCCUCACAUGGUUGCUCUGGGUACAAAAACCAGAGAGGGUGCAUUUACUUUUACUUGUGGCGGUACUCUUAUUGCACCAGAAUGGGUACUCACUGCAGCACAUUGUACUUAUGGACCAAAAAGUCCAACAGAUGUUCGUAUCGGAUUCCAUAACUUAAAAGAUAAUAAUGAUGGUAUAACAACUACGAUUAACAAGAUAAUGCGUCAUCCAAGUUAUAAACCUCCUGCUAUGUAUGCAGAUAUAGCUCUUAUAAAAUUAAAUACCUCUAUUACGUUUAAUAAAGAAAUAAGACCUGCCUGUUUAUAUCAACUAUACGAUUCUGUACCUACUCAAGCAUGGGUUACUGGCUGGGGUGUAACCAAAUUUGAUGAUGAGGAACAAAGUGAUCAAUUACAAAAGGCUCUUCUUGAUAUCGUUGAUAACAUAGGGUGUGCAAUAAGACACAAUCAAUCAAUAGCAAUACCAUAUGGGAUUACACCAAGUAUGAUUUGUGCAGGAGAUCCUCGUGGUGGUUGGAACAAAGAUACUUGUCAAGGAGAUUCAGGAGGUCCAUUACAAAUAAUUCAUCCUCAAAAUUUAUGCCUUUUUCAAGUAAUAGGUAUUACUAGUUUUGGACAAGGUUGUGCACUUAUUGAUACACCUGGGGUAUACACAAGGGUUUCGCAUUAUCUUAACUGGAUCGAGGACACUGUGUGGUCAUGACUUGCAUUGUUUAAUAUCAAUGAACACCUUGCUUUGCAAAGAUAAAAAAUUUUAUUUUUUCAGCGAAUGAUUCGACUGAUGUAACCAUGAAAAAUUCAAAAUAUAUUUAAUGAUAAUACUAUUUAACAAUAUAAGCUAAACAUGACACAUAUUUGUAGAUGCGCUGAAAUUGUUGUUAUAUAUAUACGUAUUAGGUAUAAUUGAUAUUAUAAAUUUGAAAAACUGAUGUAAUUUUUACAUUGAUAUUUGUUAUUCGGGAUACGUUACAUCGUUUAAGGUAUGCAAAGUGAGAAUUAGAUGUAAUAUUGUAUCGUUACAGCGAUAUAGUUUGACUAAAAGAUUUUUAAAUCUGUAAGAGCGACUUUAUCAUGACUGUAAAAACCAAAUGCGAAUAUUGCCGUUUCUAGGCAUAAGAAUUAUACUCAAGAUAUUUUUGUAUCGUGAAUAGUUUUCCACGUAAGACCAUCUCCAUAUGGUCCGUGAUUUGAUGGAAAAAAUAUGUGCCACCAACUCCUAUUGUAAAAAAGAAGCAUUAAACAACAUUAAUUACAUUAAAA